AUUGUACAUAUGUGGCCUUCCGGGAAAAACCCAUCUCUACGGCGGGGCAAUAACUAUCAACACAUCCUCACACGACCAACAACGAAAGUGUUGAUUGUGAUACGUGAUUGUCAGUGACAUCAUGUGCUAACUACUUGUACCAGAAACUUUGUCGAAAUUCGGAAGGAUGUUACGAAGAAGUGUCCCCUUGGCCGUGCGUUUACGUUCAGUGAUAAGACGGUAUCACCAAGAAGCAUCGAUUAUUGGAACAACUCAGGAUUCCAACUCGCCGGUUUACCAGGAAAAUUAUGUCCGUAUGAGCGCCUUAGUGGAUCGAUUGAAAUCGAAUGUGGCAAAGAUAAUCGAGGGUGGUGGGCAAAAAGCCAAGGAACGGCACACCAGAAAAGGGAAGCUGCUACCUCGUGACCGAAUAAAUUUACUUCUGGACGAGGGCUCGCCGUUUCUCGAGUUCUCGCAACUCGCUGGUUAUCAGAUGUACGGAGAGGAGGAAGUCCCGGCCGGCGGAAUAAUUACAGGAAUCGGUAGGAUAAAAGGGAAGGAGUGCGUAAUAGUGGCUAACGAUGCCACCGUCAAGGGUGGCAGCUACUACCCCGUCACGGUGAAGAAGCACCUGCGCGCCCAGGAAAUCGCACAGGAGAACAGGUUGCCUUGCAUCUAUCUGGUCGAUAGCGGCGGCGCCAACUUGCCGCGACAGGCCGACGUCUUUCCCGACAAGCAUCACUUUGGUCGGAUCUUUUACAAUCAGGCGAGGAUGAGCGCUGCGGGAAUCGGCCAGAUCGCGGUGGUGAUGGGCAGCUGCACUGCCGGUGGGGCCUACGUGCCCGCUAUGGCGGAUGAGAAUAUUAUUAUUGGAGAGCAAGGCACAAUCUUCUUGGCUGGGCCGCCACUCGUGAAGGCCUCCACCGGCGAGGACGUUACUGCCGAAGAUCUUGGAGGAGCCGCCCUGCAUUGCCGCACAUCCGGCGUGACGGACCACUACGCGAUCGACGAUUCGCACGCUCUUCACUUGGCGCGCAGAAUCGUGAGUGACCUCAAUCACGUGGCACCUUCGCUCGACCUGCGAAUCGAGGGAGAAUUCGAGCCGCCGCUGCACGCCGUCGACGAGAUUUAUGGAAUCGUCGGGGACAAUCUGAAGCGGCCAUUCGACGUGAAGGAGGUAAUCGCGCGGAUAGUCGACUCUUCUAGGUUUCACGAGUUUAAGGCGCAGUACGGGGAGACGCUCGUUACGGGAUUCGCCAGGAUUCACGGUUUCCCUGUGGGAAUAGUCGCCAACAACGGGGUCCUCUUCUCGGAGUCCGCGCUCAAGGGAGCUCACUUUGUGCAACUGUGCGCCCAACGAAAAGUCCCUUUGGUCUUCCUGCAGAAUAUAACGGGAUUUAUGGUUGGUCGCGAGGCCGAAUCCGGAGGCAUCGCCAAGAAUGGCGCCAAGAUGGUGACCGCCGUGGCCUGCGCUCAGGUCCCCAAAAUUACGUUGAUCAUCGGAGGAUCUUACGGCGCUGGGAAUUACGGAAUGUGCGGAAGAGCGUACUCGCCGCGCUUCCUCUACUCCUGGCCGAACUCGAGAAUAUCCGUCAUGGGCGGCGAACAGGCGGCGGGCGUUCUGGCGCAGAUCACACGCGAUCAGCGCCUUCGCGAUAAGAAGACCUGGAGCACGGAGGAGGAGGACAAUCUGAAGAAGCCAAUAAUCGAGCAAUUCGAAAACGAGGGGAGCCCCUAUUACUCCAGUGCGAGACUUUGGGACGACGGCGUCAUCGAUCCUGUCGACACUAGAACGGUCCUCGGAUUGAGCCUUGCUGCCACCUUGAACGCUCCUAUACCUGACACGGUCUUUGGAAUAUUCCGAAUGUGAAGUCGAUCGCAAUUUACACUGGCUCACCAAUUUUUGACAAUCAUUUUACUUCAGACUUCUUUCAUCAUUUUUUUAGUGCCAUUAAUGUAUUUUUUUUGUCGAUACAUUUAUAAUUAAUACACCAAUUAUACAUGUAAGGACAUUUUGAAUACAAAAUACAAAUCAGCCUUUGAAGUAGUAAA
This is a messenger RNA of Cephus cinctus (wheat stem sawfly), 2031 nucleotides long. It is a transcript of the gene Mccc2, whose product is annotated as methylcrotonoyl-CoA carboxylase beta chain, mitochondrial. Gene Ontology annotation, molecular function: methylcrotonoyl-CoA carboxylase activity. The record is from RefSeq and is a predicted model, not a curated record. Lineage: Eukaryota; Metazoa; Arthropoda; Insecta; Hymenoptera; Cephidae. The transcript is spliced from 7 exons. Gene Ontology annotation, cellular component: methylcrotonoyl-CoA carboxylase complex; mitochondrion. Gene Ontology annotation, biological process: L-leucine catabolic process. The coding region runs from base 167 to 1849 and encodes 560 amino acids.